Molecule: messenger RNA, 2526 nt
Organism: Glycine soja
Lineage: Eukaryota; Viridiplantae; Streptophyta; Magnoliopsida; Fabales; Fabaceae
Product: protein LONGIFOLIA 1-like
Exons: 4
Coding region: 154-2286 (710 amino acids)
Biological process (GO): regulation of monopolar cell growth
Source: RefSeq, a predicted model, not a curated record
GGGAGGGAGGGAGUGUGUGAUAAAUGCACCAUCCCAAUCCCAUAUCAUGAGACUGUGUAGUUAGUUAGUAAGUGAAAAAAUGAAAAUGGAACAAGAGGUUUCAGUUUCACACUCAACACAAACCCAAAGCCCCAAAACAGAGUAAAAGAAAAAAUGACGACGGCUAUCGUACGCGACCAGAACCUGGAGAAACACAUUCACAAACAGAUGGGGUGCAUGGCUGGUUUCCUUCAGAUCUUCGAUCGCCACCAGAUACUCACCGGAAAACGCAUCUACUCCCACAAACGCCUCCCUCCGGCCUCGCCGGAGCCGGAAAAACCCGCCGCCUCACCGACGCGUUCAACGCCAUCGCCGCCCAGAGAGGUCGUGAGUUCAGAGCCCAAGGCGAGUGUCCCCACUCUCCCCGUUCUCGAAUUCAAAGAAGGCACGCGGUCCUCGUGGAAGUUCGCGAGAGAAGCUCCGAGGCUGUCCCUUGACAGCAGAGCCAUCGUGGACGCGAAAGGAACGCUACACCUUCACCCGCGCGGCGAGAUCCCUCCCGAAAACGACGCUGACAAGCAGCGUCGUUCCACCAGUGUCAUUGCCAAGCUCAUGGGCCUUGAGCCCUUACCAGAUUCGGAGCCCGAGCCCGGGCCUGGGCCCGUGGCCAAGCUCCAGAGAUCCGCGUCCGAGUCCAGAGUCCCCAGAGAUCUGCCUCUGCCCCUAACGCAGUGUCGUUUCUUCGACCCCAACAAUUUUACCGCUCAGGUCACAACCAAUGUGGUUCACGAGAAUAAUAAUAAUAAUAAUAAUAAUAACAGUUAUUAUACUAACAACAACGCUGUCAUCGAUUCACGAUUCGUUAGCAGCAGAGUCGCCGCAGAUCCACCGAAACAGAGGUUAAAGAAGAGUUUCUACGACUCUGCCGAUUUCUUCCCCGAGCCAAAACACACCGUUUCGGUGUACGGAGAGAUUGAGAGGAGGCUGCGGGUGCGUGGGAUAAACGAGCCUUCCAAGGAUCUCCACACUCUGAAACACAUCUUGGAAGCCUUGCAGCUCAAGGGGCUUUUGCAUAACAGCACCAAACCAAACCAAUCUCCCAUUGUGGUUAUGAAACCGGUUCGAUCUGUGAAUCGGACCGGGAGUGAUUAUUCUCCCCGGUCCAGUCCUCGCCGGAGCCCCAGAGUUGGCAACGAGGCUCGGAGGAGUGAACAAAAUGAACGGAAUGUAAGGGGGCAAGGUAGAACACAGAGUUCGAGUCCGAACCGUAGGAAGCAGGAACCGCAGAGGAGAGUGGGUGUUGAUUCGAGGAGGGUGUCUGUUUCUGUGUCUCCGGUUCAUUCGCCCAAGGUGAGUCCCAGAAGGAAUGCAAAUGCAACGGGUCAGCAAGUGCCAAGUGGGUCGCCCAGGAUGAUGAUGAGAAAAAAUAAUGAGCGUAAGGAGAAGGUGUUGUUGGGUGGGGCAGAGGAUGAAUCGUCCACCAUUUCAGACAACAGCUUCAGCACUAGUUCAUAUCCCGAUACAGAGGUAAGGUACAGGUUGGAAGAGUACAAGGAAGGGAAAGAUCUGCUGGAUAGGUGCGAUAAGCUUCUCAACAGCAUAGCAGAAAUAACAGCUGCCAACGAGUUGCAACCGAGUCCAGUAUCGGUUCUUGACUCGUCAUUUUACAAGGAUGACUGGUCUUCACCAUCCCCGAUAACAAAACGCUACAUUGAUUACAAAGAUCAAGCGGCGGAGUCGGAAGAUGAUAUGUGGAGUGCAGCAUUGUGCAGCAGCGAGGAGGCAGCGUCCGAGGAUUGUGAUUUCGCUUACGUGUCGGAGAUUCUGCGAGCUUGCACUUACUUGCCGGAAGACAGUGACAUUUUUCUGUUACUGGAGAAGCAGCAAUGUUUAAAGGGGAAAGAUACCUCGAAGGCUUCGACGCUGCAGAGGCGGUUGAUUUUCGACACUCUUCAGGAGAUCCUGAACCGGAACCAGCAAUUGCCGCCGUGGAAGGCGGUGUCGUACGGCGAACAGAGGCAGCAGAUCUGGUCGGAGUUUCGGAGGAUCCGAGAGAGGGAGGAAUCGUGGGAGUCGGAGGACUUGUUUAAGGUGAUAUGCGGAGUGUUGAAGAAGGACAUGGCGGAUGAGAUGCGAGGGUGGGGAGAAUGGCCGGUGGAGAUGGGAGAUGUCGUGUUGGACAUCGAACGUCUUGUGUUUAAGGAUCUUGUUGGCGAAACCAUUCGAGAACUCGCUUCGUUUUCACCUCAAUCUCAAUGUAACAACAAGCUACUACUACCCUCGCUUCGUAGGAAACUUGUCUUUUGAAUUUCCAAUCACAAACAUCAAAAACAAAACGAGAAAAAGAAAGAGAGUCGCACGCAUUGUUUAAAUCUUCGCGCGCUUGCCUUUUUAAUUUUUCUUUUCUUUUCUUUUUUGGCUUGCUUUAUUAUGAUUUUUACUUUUAGUUUCUGUCAAUGAAAUCAGGAAAUUUUUAAUCUGAAAUCUAGGCAAAAUCUGACCUUGGCUUUCUUCAAUAUAGAGAUGAAUGAAUGAAAUGUUGGCCUA